UUUGUUCCACGCCUACACUUUUGCUGUUUGUUCGCCCAUUUCUUACUACUUUUCAAAGUUUUCUAUUUUCUUUUGUCUUUCUUCUUUUCGGUUCUUUUGCUUUGGUGAGUGGUGUGAGAGCAAAGCACAGCAAGCACUGACUUUCCUUUCUCCAGGACAAGACUGAGAAGAGAAAUCAAGAUUAAGAGGUAUGGUAUGAGUGGAAAAGCAUGAUGGAAUGGGAGAAUCAAGAACAGCAGCAGCAACAUCAACAAGAGAAUCAAAACCAGAGAGAAAGUGUUAAUGUGAAUGUGAAUAAUGGAGGAGUAAUGUAUGUCAAAGUGAUGACAGAUGAGCAGCUGGAGACUCUCAGGAAGCAAAUUGCUGUUUAUGCCUCCAUUUGUGAGCAGCUUGUUGAGAUGCAUAAGAACCUCACUGCCCAGCAAGAUCUUGCAGGUGGCAGGCUGGGAAAUCUCUAUUGUGACCCUUUAAUGACAUCUGCUGGGCACAAAAUUACUGCUAGACAGCGGUGGACUCCGACACCUGUGCAGCUUCAAAUUCUCGAACGAAUCUUUGAUCAGGGGACUGGAACUCCAAGCAAGCAAAAGAUCAAAGAGAUAACCUCAGAACUGAGCCAGCAUGGCCAAAUAUCUGAAACAAAUGUCUAUAACUGGUUUCAAAAUAGACGGGCUAGAUCUAAAAGGAAGCAACUUGUUUCAUCCUCCAACAAUGCUGAAUCAGAAGUGGAGACAGAAGUUGAGUCACCAAAUGAAAAGAAGACAAAGCCAGAGAAUCUUCUCUCCCAGCAGAACCCUGCACCAAGGGCUGAAGAUCUGUGCUUCCAGAACCCAGAGAUAACCUCUGAACUGCAUUUCUUGGGUGUACUGUCUAAUCCAAAUGCAUACAAUGGAGAUGACCAUCUCUCUGGAAAAAUGGGAAUGCCUGGGAGCUACAACAUUUAUGACCAGGCAGAAGACUACAGCAUGGCAGGGUGAGAGUCACCUGUGUCCACCUCUGCCAGUUUGUCAAUAUUUUUGCUGGAAGCACAUGGCGGUCCAAGACUUCGGUUGUUGGACUUGGAUGAGACAAAAGAAUUCGGCCUAAUCAUGGAACCAUAGCACGCCUGACAUAGUCAAUGCUAAUACUUCUAGUUUGAACAUAAAAUGAGCUGGUUAAGUUGGAAAUGGACUUGCUAGUAUGAAUUCUGAAUUUUAGUCUGCCUUUGUGCUUUGACUUUUCUUUAUGGCUAUUUUGUUAAUAGAAAGAACUCCACGCAUGUUUUGGAAAG
Theobroma umbraticum is the source of this 1267-nucleotide messenger RNA. It is a transcript of the gene WOX13, whose product is annotated as WUSCHEL related homeobox 13. Gene Ontology annotation, molecular function: DNA binding; DNA-binding transcription factor activity. NCBI's taxonomy places the organism in Eukaryota, Viridiplantae, Streptophyta, Magnoliopsida, Malvales, Malvaceae. The record is from RefSeq and is a predicted model, not a curated record.